Clupea harengus (Atlantic herring) is the source of this 3407-nucleotide messenger RNA. Its product is annotated as zinc finger protein 883-like. The record is from RefSeq and is a predicted model, not a curated record. The transcript is spliced from 4 exons. NCBI's taxonomy places the organism in Eukaryota, Metazoa, Chordata, Actinopteri, Clupeiformes, Clupeidae. Bases 1554 to 3407 code for a protein of 617 amino acids.
CUGCAUCGACCAUUUGAUGAAACUUGAUGUAGUCCAGUACAAAGCCCUGAGAUUGUGUUGUGGAGCAUGCAAGACCACUCCUGUAGCAGCAAUACAGGUCGAAAUGGGUGACAUGCCAUUAAGACUGAGAAGGGAACAGUUGGCGUUGGUUUACUGGACCAAUCUUAAGGGACACAAUAGUGAAUAGGGCCACCCAAGUAAAAAAGUUUUGUUGCCCUGUCAGGAGAAGAAGCAGAGCUCAAGUUUUGGGUGGAUAAUAGAGCAAAUUGCACAGGGAAUGGAAGUUUCUGCUUUGAACGUAAGUUCAACUGCGACGUAUUCCAGGGUUCCUCCAUGGACGCUUGAGGAGGUGCCAGUAGAUUGCUCUCUAUUAGACCGUAGGGAGAAAGGUGAUUGUGUGGAUGACAGCGCUGUUGAAAUGCAUUGUAGGGUGCAUUAUCCUAAUAGCAUCCAGGUGUUUACAGAUGCAUCAAAAAUAAGCAGGAAAGUUGGGGUGGCUUUUGUGGUCGCAGAGCUAAAUGUAAAAGUGGCUAAAAGGAUAUCUGAUGACUUGGCUGUGUUACGAUUAGCUUUAUUGUGGGUGGAAGAUUAUAGGCCCAAAUGUGUGGCAAUAUGGUCUGACUCCAGUUCAGCUCUAGUCUCGUUAAAAAAUAUGUACUCUAUAUCAAGACAAGAUAUUGUGUAUGAGGUGUUGCAGUUAGCAAAUAGACUGCAGAAGUCAGGAAUCAGAAUUUCCUUUGGGUGGAUUCAAGCACACAUGGGAGUAAAAGGGAAUGAACCGGCUGAUAGAUAUGCAAAACAGGCAAUACUGAAACAAGAAGUAGAUAUUAAUGAACAACACAGUAAAGCAGAAGUUGGAAGUAUCAUUAAGAACAAGGUCAGAUAUAUAUGGUAAUACAGGGGGAACAUAUCAUAUCACAAAUGAGAUUUGGACAUGUGGGACUCAAUAACAAGCUAGCAAUAAUUAACAAACAUGCUGAUGGACUCUGUGUUUGCGGAUGUAGUCAAGAGACCAUAGAUAGAUCAUGUAGUAGUGUCCAAUGUAUCAUCGGCAAAUAAAGAUACUUUGUAGUCUCCUGCAACAGGAAAAAGUUAUACGGAAGUUAUCAAACAUACUACAAAAAACUCUGGAGAUAUUUGUUUUAAUUUUAUUUUUAAUUUUCUGAAAGAAACACGUUUAUUUGAUAGGAUUUAGUGUGUUCAGAUCCACACUCCAGCUCAGAAGGUGGCGGUAAUGCACACCAUAAGUUACUUGCCAACCGCCAUAAAACAAAAAAAAAGAAGAAAAUAAGGUCAGUACGCGGCAAAUCACGGCACGGCAAUAGUUUGCUCGUUUGUUUACAGUUUAGUAGUGGAUGUUAGUCCUGUGUCCUAUUCCUUUCCGACAUGUUUGUGCGUCACUGACGAACUGUGUCUAUCCUAUUGUAUGAACAUAAAGAUAAAGGUGCAGUACAAGAACAAGUCAGCAAGCAUCUCAGAGAAUUAUUUUCACUAUAUCGUUGCUUUGAAGGAUAGUUUGAGUUUCCGUUUCCAAAACAGAACUAAAGUCAGAAAUGUCUGGAUUUACUGAACCAUCACAACCGCUCAUGUCAGUGAAGGAGAUAAAAGAAGAAGAAUUUGAUUAUUUCCUACAAGAGUAUUUGACAAUUCAGACAGUGGAAGAAAAGCCUGGAAUGGAAUGUGAAACCAAGACUGAAAUGUACACGUCACCAACCAUGAAAGAAGAGAAGUAUUCACCAAUGGAAAUUAAAGAUGAAGAAGAAUUUGAUUUAAGUGAAUCUGGUCACCAUGUCUCUUCUCCUACAAAGGACAUUCAAAGGAUCCAAUCUAACAAGAAGGGGAACUCUGAGGAAAAAAGAAACCUAGAAGACCUAACCGUGUAUACGAUGAAACAUACUGGAGGAAAGCCAGUUCAGUGUUCUCAGGGUGGAACGACCUUUAAUGGCACACCUGACCUCAAGAAACACCAGAGGAUUCAUACCACCAGUUGUGAAAAAAACGUUGGCCAAAUGUCUCAUCUCAAGACACACCAGAAGAUCCAUAUUGGAGAAAAGCCACAUCAGUGUUCUCAGUGUGGAAAGGCCUUUGGCCGCAUGUCUCAUCUCAAGAGACACCAGAGGAUCCAUACUGGGGAAAAGCCACAUCAGUGUUCUCAGUGUGGAAAAACCUUUAGCUAUCUUUCCAAUCUCAAGUCACACCAGAGGAUCCAUACUGGGGAAAAGCCACAUCAGUGUUUUCAGUGUGGAAAGACCUUUAACCGCAUGUUUAGUCUCAAGACACACCAGAAGAUCCAUACUGGAGAAAAGCCACAUCAGUGUUCACAGUGUGGAAAGACCUUUAGCCAAAUGUCUAGUCUCAAGACACACCAGAAGAUCCAUAUUGGAGAAAAGCCUCAUCAGUGUUUACAGUGUGGAAAGACCUUUAACAGCACGUCUUGUCUCAAGAUACACCAGAGGAUCCAUACUGGGGAAAAGCCACAUCACUGUUCUCAGUGUGAAAAAACCUUUAACCAUCUUUCCAAUCUCAAGUCACACCAGAGGAUCCAUACUGGGGAAAAGCCACAUCAGUGUUUUCAGUGUGGAAAGACCUUUAACCGCAUGUCUAGUCUCAAGACACACCAGAAGAUCCAUACUGGAGAAAAGCCACAUCAGUGUUCACAGUGUGGAAAGACCUUUAGCCAAAUGUCUAGUCUCAAGACACACCAGAAGAUCCAUAUUGGAGAAAAGCCUCAUCAGUGUUUACAGUGUGGAAAGACCUUUAACAGCACGUCUUGUCUCAAGAUACACCAGAGGAUCCAUACUGGGGAAAAGCCACAUCAGUGUUCUCAGUGUGAAAAAACCUUUAACCAUCUUUCCAAUCUCAAGUCACACCAGAAGAUCCAUAUUGGGGAAAAGCCACAUCAGUGUUCUCAGUGUGGAAAGACCUUUAACCAAAUGUCUAGUCUCCAUAAUCAUCAGAUGAUCCAUACUGGGGAAAAGCCACAUCAUUGUUUUCAGUGUGGAAAGACCUUUAACCGCAUGUCUAGUCUCAAGAAACACCAGAGGAUCCAUACUGGGGAAAAGCCACAUCAGUGUUCUCAGUGUGAAAAGGCCUUUAGCGAAAUGUCUCAUCUCAAGACACACCAGAGGAUCCAUACUGGGGAAAAGCCACAUCAGUGUUCUCAGUGUGAAAAGGCCUUUAGCGUAAUGUCUCAUCUCAAGGCACACCAGAGGAUCCAUACUGGGGCAAAGCCACAUCAGUGUUCUCAGUGUGAAAAGGCCUUUAGCGAAAUGUCUAAUCUCAAGGUACACAACAGGAUACAUACUGGGGAAAAGCCACAUCAGUGUUCUACGUGUGGAAAGGCCUUUAACCAAAUGUCUAAUCUUAAGAGACACCAGAGGAUCCAUACUGGGGAAAAGCCACAUUAG